This is a messenger RNA of Terrapene triunguis (Three-toed box turtle), 2202 nucleotides long. It is a transcript of the gene MAPK7, whose product is annotated as mitogen-activated protein kinase 7. Gene Ontology annotation, biological process: protein phosphorylation; cell surface receptor signaling pathway; intracellular signal transduction. Bases 106 to 2202 code for a protein of 698 amino acids. The transcript is spliced from 6 exons. Gene Ontology annotation, cellular component: nucleus; cytoplasm. Gene Ontology annotation, molecular function: ATP binding; MAP kinase activity. The record is from RefSeq and is a predicted model, not a curated record. Lineage: Eukaryota; Metazoa; Chordata; Testudines; Emydidae.
GCGGCGACAUCCGGGUCCUCGGGGAAAGGCGCAGGGAGCGGCGGACCCGAGAGGGAACCAGCCCGGGGCUGGGAGGGUCCCGGGCGCGAGCCGGAGACGGGCGCCAUGGCGGAGCCGCGGAAGGAGGAAGAGGAGGAGGCCGAGGAGCGGGGCAAGCGGGAGCCGGGCCACCGGGCCACCGUCGCGGCCAAGAACCUGGCCAUCCUCAAGGCCCGCUCCCUGGACGUCACUUUCGAGGUGGGGGAUGAGUACGAGGUCAUCGAGACCAUCGGCACCGGGGCCUACGGCGUGGUCAGCUCCGCCCGCCGCAGAUCCACAGGCCAGCAGGUGGCGAUCAAGAAGAUCCCCAAUGCCUUCGAUGUGGUGAUGAACGCCAAGCGCACCCUCCGUGAGCUCAAGAUCCUCAAACACUUCAAGCACGACAACAUCAUCGCCAUCAAAGACAUCCUGAAACCCGCCGUGCCCUAUGACGACUUCAAAUCCGUAUACGUGGUGCUAGACCUGAUGGAGAGCGACCUUCACCAGAUCAUCCACUCCUCCCAGCCCCUCACACUGGAACACGUCCGAUACUUCCUCUACCAGCUGCUCCGGGGCCUCAAAUACAUCCACUCGGCCAACGUCAUCCACCGGGACCUGAAGCCCAGCAACCUGCUCAUCAACGAGAACUGCGAGCUGAAGAUCGGCGACUUCGGCAUGGCCCGGGGGCUGUGCACCAAGCCGGACGAGUACAAGUACUUCAUGACGGAAUACGUGGCCACGCGGUGGUACCGGGCCCCGGAACUGAUGCUGUCCCUCCACGAAUACACGCAGGCUAUCGACAUGUGGUCCGUCGGCUGCAUCUUCGCCGAGAUGCUGGGCCGCAAGCAGCUCUUCCCCGGGAAGAAUUACAUCCACCAGCUGCAGCUGAUCAUGACGGUGCUGGGCACCCCGUCCGCCAAGGUGAUCCACGCCAUCGGGGCCGACCGGGUGCGCGCCUACAUCCAGAGCCUGCCCUCCCGCCAGCCGGUGCCCUGGGAGAGCCUCUACCAGCAGGCCGACCGCUCGGCCUUGGCGUUGCUGGCCAAGAUGCUGCGCUUCGACCCCCGGGAGCGGAUCGCCGUGGCCGAGGCCCUCAAGCACCCCUUCGUGGCCAAGUACCACGACCCGGACGACGAGCCCGACUGCGUGCCCGCCUUCGAUUUCGACUUCGACAAGCAGGUCCUCACCAAGGAGCGCAUCAAGGAGGCCAUCGUGGCCGAGAUCUGCGACUUCCACGCCCGCCGCGAAGGGAUCCGCCGGCAGAUCAGUUUCAAGCCCGCCCUCCGUCCGGCCGCCGCCGCUGCCCCACCCGCCGCCGCCACCCCCUUGCGCUGCCAGGACGUGGACAUGCCCAGUGCGGGCUCCACCGGGGGAGACUACGCCAUGGAGUCGCCAGCCCCCGGGGAAGUCCCGUACCCUCCGGAGACCAUUGACCUGACCUCGCCCGGGGCUCCCCCCCACCCCGAGGGGCCGGCUGAGGUGAAGGCGGAGCCGGAGGCCACGCCGCCCAAGAGGGAGGGGGCCAUCUCGGACGACACCAAGGCGGCGCUCAAGGCCGCGCUGCUGAAGUCGGCUCUGCGCAAUAAGAACAAAGACACCCAGUGCUCCGUGCCGGAGCCCCCGGACGUGCGGAAGCCGGUGACGGCCCAGGAGCGCCAGCGGGAGCGGGAGGAGAAGCGGAAGCGGCGCCAGGAGCGGGCCAAGGAGCGGGAGAAGAAGCAGAAGGAGAAGGAGCGGAAGGAGCUGCGGCGCGGGGACGUGCUGGGCGGGCUAGUGCUGAGCGAAAACGACCGCAGCCUCCUGGAGCGAUGGACCAAGAUGAUUGACCGGAACCACCAGAAACCGGCUCACAACGGGCCCACGGACCACGUUCUGGCUGCGCCUGCUGGCCACGUCCCAGCCACGCCUGCCGGCCACGUUCCACCGGGAGCCACCGGCCACCUCCCAGCUGCACCUGCCGGCCACCUUCCAACCACGCCUGCUGGCCAUCUGCCUCCUGUUCGCUGCAGCGGGCUCCACCCCAGAGGCGGCUGCAUCUCAGCGCCGGGCGAGCUGUUCCCGGGCACCGUUCUAUGCAGCUGUUCCCAAGGGGCCCCACCCCAGAGCUUGCUGCAUUUCAGCCUCUUUGGUAAGCUCCGCAAUCCACCUACGACAGCGCCUGAAAGCCCCAGUGUGAGACUGUGA